Candidula unifasciata is the source of this 326-nucleotide messenger RNA. The record is from the annotation of a GenBank genome assembly. NCBI's taxonomy places the organism in Eukaryota, Metazoa, Mollusca, Gastropoda, Stylommatophora, Geomitridae.
AUGGCUUCACAGCAUCACUUGAAUGACAAUGUCUCCAGCGUAUACUUCAUGGAUUACCAACAACUGGGAGCUUCUAUCCCUCAGCCACCAGCCCAUCUUCUGGCUAUUUGUACGAUCUUGUAUGUGAUCAUAUUUGUGCUUGGUCUGAUGGGCAACAUAGCGGUCAUUCUGGUGGUGCUGCAGUGCAGAUCGAUGAGAACAUCCAUAAACCUGCUGUUUCUGAACUUGUGUUUAGCUGAUCUGUUUGCCUUGGUCAUCACUGGACCGACAGUGGUUGUGGACAUGUUUGCCAAGGAAGCCUGGUACCUGGGCGCUUUCAUGUGUGA